GGGAGGGCAGGGCGGGGGCUCAGCCCACAGCCUUGGGGUGGGAAUCCAGGGCAGGGUGAGUGGCCGAGGCGUGGAGAGGGGAGGAUGCGCCUCUCCAAAACACUCGUCGACAUGGACAUGGCCGACUACAGUGCCGCACUGGACCCAGCCUACACCACCCUGGAAUUUGAGAAUGUGCAGGUGUUGACAAUGGGCAAUGACACAUCUCCAUCAGAAGGCGCCAACCUCAACACGCCCAGCAGCCUGGGUGUCAGUGCCCUGUGUGCCAUCUGCGGGGACCGGGCCACAGGGAAACACUACGGUGCCUCCAGCUGUGAUGGCUGCAAGGGCUUCUUCCGGAGGAGUGUGAGGAAGAACCACAUGUACUCUUGCAGAUUCAGCCGGCAGUGUGUGGUGGACAAAGACAAGAGGAACCAGUGCCGCUACUGCAGGCUGAAGAAGUGCUUCCGGGCUGGCAUGAAGAAGGAAGCGGUCCAGAACGAGCGGGACCGGAUCAGCACCCGCAGGUCCAGCUACGAGGACAGCAGCCUGCCCUCUAUCAACGCCCUACUGCAGGCAGAGGUCCUGUCCCAGCAGAUCACCUCUCCCGUGUCUGGGAUCAACGGAGACAUCCGGGCGAAGAAGAUCGCCAGCAUCGCGGAUGUGUGUGAGUCCAUGAAGGAGCAGCUUCUGGUACUGGUGGAGUGGGCCAAGUACAUCCCGGCUUUCUGUGAGCUGCCUCUGGAUGACCAGGUGGCCCUGCUCAGAGCCCAUGCUGGUGAACACCUGCUGCUUGGAACCACCAAGAGAUCAAUGGUGUUCAAGGACGUGCUGCUUCUAGGCAACGACUACAUCGUGCCCCGGCACUGCCCGGAGCUGGCUGAGAUGAGCCGUGUGUCCAUGCGCAUCCUGGACGAGCUGGUGCUGCCCUUCCAGGAGCUGCAGAUCGACGACAACGAGUACGCCUGCCUCAAAGCCAUCAUCUUCUUUGACCCAGAUGCCAAGGGGCUGAGCGACCCAGGCAAGAUCAAGCGGCUGCGUUCCCAGGUGCAGGUGAGCCUGGAGGACUACAUCAAUGACCGUCAGUAUGACUCUCGUGGCCGCUUCGGCGAGCUGCUGCUGCUGCUGCCCACCCUGCAGAGCAUCACCUGGCAGAUGAUCGAGCAAAUCCAGUUCAUCAAGCUCUUUGGCAUGGCCAAAAUCGACAACCUACUUCAGGAGAUGCUGCUGGGAGGUCCGUGCCAGGCCCAGGAGGGGCUGAGAGGGUCCUCCACUGAAGCACCUCAUGCCCAUCACCCCCUGCACCCUCACCUGAUGCAGGAGCACAUGGGCACCAAUGUCAUUGUUGCCAACACAAUGCCCACUCACCUCAGCAAUGGACAGAUGUGUGAGUGGCCCCGGCCCAGGGGACAGACAGCCACCCCUGAGACACCACAGCCCUCACCACCAGGUGGCUCCGGGUCUGAACCCUAUAAGCUUCUGCCAGGAGCCAUCACCACAAUUGUCAAGCCCCCUUCUGCCAUCCCUCAGCCAACCAUCACCAAGCAGGAAGUCAUCUAGCAAGCUGCUGGGGGUCGGAGGCUCCACAGGUCCCCCACCCCCCUCAGAGAGCUCCUGGCAUGGAUCCCAGUGAAGGAAGCUGUGACAACAUGGCAGAGUGCCAAGUGUGAAGGGCUCUAGAACUUGGGCUGAGGCCCACAUGGCAUGGGCACCGUUCACCCCUUCUCUGAAUGGCCAGACUUGGACUCACAAAGACCCCAGCUGAAACAUUCUCUACUGUCUUGGAGAACUUAUUUCUUGCUGAAGCCACUGUCUUCCCCUUCAUCCACAUCUAUUCCCAGCUUCUUCACCCCCAUAGGACUGCUGUUUGGAGAUGACAUGGGACCUUGCUUGAACCUAACUUCCUUCUCACUCAGACUGGUACUUCUCCUUUGCUAUUUCCAUGUGUCCAGACAGGAAGCUUUUAACCCUGGUUCAGAUCACAGCACCUUAUCCUUCCUCUGCCACCCUGUUCAGAUGCCCCAACCCCCAACACUGCUCUCCACCUGCCCCUGCCACCUUCCUCAGCCAGUCUAGUGACACCAAAGCUUUGCUUCAGAGGCCGAGGAAGACUUAGAAACAGUUCCCUCAUCUUUCUGGGAACAUUUUAAAAACACUGACAGGGGGAGGACCCAUGCAGUAGACUGUUGAGAAGUAAAUUUCAACAUUCCUCCUCUGAUCCACAGUCUUUACUUCUUCAAGGACUUGGGUGGAUCUUUUGGAUCAGGUCAACGAUCCCUAUAAGUUCUCAAUGAAUAAAACAAGCUUAGGUGGACAACAGCCACAAGAACUUGGAUGGAGGCUGGAGUUGUUGGAGAAGGCAUUGGAAAGGGGCAGAUUCAGCAUGAGACCCUUUGAAGGGUCAGAUUCUGGCUAGCAGAGCAGAUAAGGAGUGGGGGAGAGUAUGAGGGAGAGAGAGUAAAAUACCAGGCUAUAUGGAGUAGAGUAUGUUGGACAGUGUAGAGGUCAUUAAUGACACCCAGGCCUUGGACUUGGGCUCCUAAACCAUUUAGUUACAGAAUCACGUGCAGAGAGCUGGGUUUGCAGAAGAUAAGUACUGCCACUCUAUCCUGUGCAAGAAGGCUGGGAGGGACAGGGAGGGAAGCAGGUGGGAGCUGAGGGCUCCAUCAAAAUGAGAGGCCUGAAGGCUGGGAAUGGAGAAGGAUGAGUGGAUCUUCAGAUCAGGGUGAGAUUAAGAAGGCAUGAUCUCCCAGGGCCUAAGCUCUUCCUUAGUCCUUGCACCGUCUUAAGGCACUUGACAUGCAUCAUCACCUCCCACCUUCCUUGCUGCCCAGGGAUCAUUCCAGAAGAUGAAAUUGAGCGGUUAAAUGACUUUUCUGGAACUCACACUGAUUCUAAGUAGUUGGGCCAUGACUUGAUCCCAGGUCUGUCUGGAUCAGAGCCGGAGCUCUUUGUCAUGGUGCAGAACAUCUCUGCAAGGGCCCUUUUUGUUCUCACUGUGGAUGACUUGAGAGACUGACCACCUGCUCUACUGGUAGCAGAAAGCAAAGCCUCUUUUAGUCUGAGAGCCCUGGCCAUAGCUGAAACUAAGACUGACUAGUUAGUGUCUAAUGUCCAGUUAGUGUCCAGAGUCGUGUUUGCUGAAAAGUCAGCAGUUAAAACUCUUGGACCCUUUUUCUCUUUUUUCUCCUCAAGUCUGAAAUAAGGGUGUCAGGGAGGUCUGGUACUGAGGAGAGAGGCCAAUAUGACUUGUUAUUCUGGGAACGGGAUGUUUUGUGGGGUAAUUAGGGGGAGGGUAAGAAAGCUCUUCUGGGGACCACCAUUCAAGGCACAGUCUCAAAACAUCCAAUCCUAGGAUGCAGCAUUGAGGACCUCACCCAACUAGUUAGAAUCUUGGAACCUUUGAGGAAAAUUCUGGAGAAAUGCCACUAAAGAAUAGGAAUGAUAAGGAUAUGUCCUGGGACAGAAACUGUGUUUAGGUAAGAGAGUGAGCCUUCAGACAAGCCUUCAGACAAGCUACCAACCUGCGUGGAUAGAGAUAGUACUCCAGUGCCAUGAAUCACACCACAAGUAAUUUACCUUUUUUUUUUUUUUUUUUUUUUGAAAAAAAGCAAUGGAAGGUCUAAGGGCAGUGUGUCGAAGAGAAAACUCUGCCUCUCCAGUGUUGUCUGGACUGAACUUGUGCGCGCCACCAAGUCAAGUCCCCCUUCCCAGGAAAGACAUGCACUCUCAUGUCUCCCUCAGUCACCCCUCAUCUGGAUUUCCUAGAAAUCCCAGACAGGUGUUCACACUUUUUGAGGGCAAGGGAAGAGAACUGGAAUCUUCCUGAUCAUCUUGGUCUCAGUCACUCCUACUUGCUGCUCCUCUAAGACCCCCCAAACCCAAAGCUGCUUAGCCCUCUGUCAUGGGGACAAAUUUGAAAUAAGAAUUGUCCAUGCAAUAGAGUGACUUUUAAUGGUACCCCAAUUUAGUGGGGGUAGGUGGUAAAUCCUCUGUCCCCAUCCAAUCUCUCCUGUAAGAUAAAUUCAAGCCAUAUUAAUAUUUUUAUUGCAAGAAAUACAAAACAAGGGGUUUGCUUUCUGACGCUAAGCUAGGAUACUACAUUGGGAUUUUACCCCCACUGAAUUGUGAUUCUAAGAUAGAAAAUAUGAUGGACCAAAACAUAAAUGAAUACAUACAUACAUAAUAAAUAAAAAUGGAGGGUGACCCUGGGCCACAUAAUUCUUCCACUGAGACAAACAUAUCUGUAAGCAGCUCUCAAAAACUUCCAGAACCCACAUGACUCUUCUGAGAAUGAAGUGAGGAGAGGGUUAGAAACAUGAUCCUACAUUACUUGUGACAAAGUCAACUGCUUUUGCCAAAUUGCUCUGUGAUUUGCCCUGAGUGGGAUGAAUUGUGAAAUUCACAUCAAGCAUUUUCAGAAACCCGUUGUAGGACACCAGGCGGAUCAGCACCUUCAUCUGGUUGUGAACGUCAUUCUAGCCUAUGUUGAGCCCUAAACCCCUGUCACUGCUACUCAAUAGGGCAAAGGAGAAAACAAAACAAAAAAACAUUUCUUACUCUUGUGCAUUUUAUCAGAAGUUUAUGAAACAAAAUAAAUGGCACGUAUAUUUUCUAAA
Erinaceus europaeus (western European hedgehog) is the source of this 4598-nucleotide messenger RNA. RefSeq names its product hepatocyte nuclear factor 4 alpha (gene HNF4A). Gene Ontology annotation, cellular component: nucleus. The coding region runs from base 85 to 1539 and encodes 484 amino acids. Lineage: Eukaryota; Metazoa; Chordata; Mammalia; Eulipotyphla; Erinaceidae. Gene Ontology annotation, biological process: positive regulation of transcription by RNA polymerase II; cell differentiation; anatomical structure development. The transcript is spliced from 10 exons. The record is from RefSeq and is a predicted model, not a curated record. Gene Ontology annotation, molecular function: RNA polymerase II cis-regulatory region sequence-specific DNA binding; nuclear steroid receptor activity; nuclear receptor activity.